This is a messenger RNA of Caenorhabditis elegans, 3895 nucleotides long. RefSeq names its product USP domain-containing protein (gene C34F6.9). Gene Ontology annotation, molecular function: cysteine-type deubiquitinase activity. Lineage: Eukaryota; Metazoa; Nematoda; Chromadorea; Rhabditida; Rhabditidae. Bases 1 to 3546 code for a protein of 1181 amino acids. The transcript is spliced from 12 exons. Gene Ontology annotation, biological process: ubiquitin-dependent protein catabolic process; protein deubiquitination. The record is from RefSeq and is marked reviewed.
AUGGAGGGAGCCGAUCCUACCCAAACGGUUGGGGAAGUUCUGAAACGUCUUCAUCAAAAGCAUUUGGACGGAGUAUCCUUAACAACUCUUCAGAGAGACGACAUACAUAGCAUCUUCCCUGCAGUUCAUGUACAACAUUCAAUUGGACAAACAUCUUACGAUUAUCAGAUGACGGAAAGUUAUUUCACAAGUCGACUUUCUGAGGUGCUAACCGAAACUCAUAAUCUGAAAGCAGAAGAAGCGAGCAAAAUUGUUAAUGGUCAGUAUACAAAAGCAACGCCAUCUUCACAAUUUUUGAGUUCUAUUCCUUCUUCCAUGCAGGAAUUUGUCGGAAAGAUUGGCCUGCCGGAUCCAAAAACAAACGCUCCAGCUUUCUACAUCGACAAUCUUCUUGCAAAUCAAUUAAAAUCUCUGAAAGGAAUCAUCACGAAAGAUUCAUUCAAUUCUGAAAAGUCUUUGGCCAGUUUUUCUUAUGCUGAUUCAUUUUUUCUGAAAAUGAAAGGAGUGCACAACAACAAUGAAGUCGCAAGCCCGGAUGAAAAAGUUCAGGAGAAAUCUUCUGUGUCACCCGUUAUUCCAAACGAGGCCGUUGUUUCAAAAAUGAACGAAUAUCUUGAUGAAACAGGAAGCGCCAAAAAUCUUGAAGCUCAUGUUAAACCAGUAUCGGAUCCUCCAGCUAGCCCCGGAAGAGUGAUUUCAUCAAAAAUGUUGUCAAGCCGUUCCAAUGAUGAGAAUAAACUACUGGAAAACGCUGUUGAAACGUUACCAACUGUUUUGCCACAAACAGAUUAUGCCGAGAAUGAGAAGUUUCUUAAUGAUAUUCAAGUCGAGACAAACAACUCAAUAUCUGAUCACACAAGACAACCAUCAAAUGAACCAGUUGAGAAGGUGUCAGAAUCUGCACAUGAUCUCACUUCACAAAUUUCUCAAUGCACAGAUCUUUUGAAAGAUCAUCCAGAAUCCAGUGAAACUACUUCCAACACUUCAGCUGGAGUUGCGUCAGCUACGACUGAUCAAACGCCUCCCGAUGUUGUUGCAGAUCAGAAAUAUAAUGUCACUACACCAAUUGAUCCUUCUCAUAUUGUUUUGACGAGCCCUCAUUCGGAAUUUGACAAAAAGGAAGAAUCUUCAGAGCAAAUUCACAAUAACAAUAUGGAAAAUGAUGCUUUGCAUAACUCCACAUUUCCAAAACAGAACGAUGUUGUAAUGUUGGAAUUGUUCAAGGCAUCCGAGAUAUCAGAAGUUCCGCUCAGUAUCCUUGUUGUUGUCCCGAUAUCGGAACCUAGUUCAGUUUCAACAACAGACGUCUCUACUACUUUAGAUGAUGCUCUCCAAGAUUUGCCUAUUUCUCAAGUGGUGGAGUCCUCACAAAACCCGGUCGAGGAGAAAACUAUGUCGUCGGAAACUGCCGUAUCUCUGAAUCUUCCUUGUGUCAAUACUUUGAUCACAGAAGCCGACGAGGUAAAGUUACGGGAUGCCCUGUGGGAAAAAAGAAAACGAGAACAAGAGAAGUUGCAUAAUAAAACAAUCAUUUGGUCUCGAACCGUCACAUACCCUCCAAUUCAUACUUUUCCUAAAACAAAAAAGUAUGUUAAGCAGGCCGCAAAAAUUCCACAACCAGCAGUACUAAAAGAAGAUCCACAAGCUGUAAAACCAAGACCGCCAAAGAAGGACGUUUUGGCAGGUUACUCCGUGGAGACAAUAUUUCUUGCUCUUACGGGGGAAACUGUCCUAUGUCGAUCACAUUCCUUAGAGGAUCUGGUUCGAUUGAAACAAGAAGAACUUGACGCAGUCACUUCAAUUCUCAACAAUGGUGUCCAGAAAAGCCAAUGUGAUUCUGGCGUGAUGUCCAAUACUCUUAAAAGUCAAGAUAGAAAAGAAUCAGAGGGUGUUCAACUUAAUUCUCCAUUGCCAGAAAAUCAUGCUGUUAACCAGACUGUCAAUCAGAGUAUGAUCAGAAAAGGCAGACCAAAGAGAAGUACAAAAACUAAAAGUGGGUCAGAGACUGAAAACGAGUCAAUGAGCGAGGAUAAUGAUGAUUUCUCGGAGCACGAUGAAGAUUUUGACAUUGAACAAGCUGUUCAAGCAAUUGACAAUGUCCAUCAUAAAGCAAAGAGAGAAAGAAAAUCUAGAAGCUCGAUUACGGUAUCAGAAGACGGCUAUCCUCCAGAAACCGUGUCUCCUCAAGAAUUGCAUUCGCUAAAACGAAAGUCGCUUCCAGAUGACAACACCACUCCUUCAAAACAACGCAGAUCGUCUCGGCUCAAAAACAGCACUGCUAAAACCGCAGAUUUUGUCUACGAGCCUGCAGUGACGGACCGAUCCGAGCAAGAUAAAUCUCCGAGUUUACCACGCGAGAAAAAUAUUGGAAAAGAUUCCGGAAAAAGUAGAUUGGCGAGUCAAAGAUCAUCAUCUCGACGAAGUUCGGCACCAUUCUCAGAAGAAUCUCCCUCGACCAAAAAGACACGAUUCAGUACGCGCGUGGAACAAUAUUCGAGACGUGUUUCAAAUGAAACUAUCAAAUCUCUUCUGCAACAAGUGCUCACUCCAAAAGCAGCUGAUGAAUGUGACAUCCAGGAUCAUUUCCCAUCUCCAAUUGUUCGAAGAGCUAUCGUGAAUAGAAACACACUCUGCUACGCAAUUUCAAUGGUACAGUUGCUUAUGCGAGUCCCUCAGGUGUACUCCAUUGUUCGAAGUCACUCACAUAAAAAACAAAAGGCAAAUCGUUCUGAAUGCUUUUUGUGCAUGCUCACCAAUUUGAUUUCUGAAAGACCACGAGCUGAUGACACACCGGCGUUUGUAGCUCUGCUGAAAUCGAACUGGAAGAACAUUGAAGAUGAAGGUAUGCAAUGCGUGAUGGAGGCAAUGCAGUAUUUUUUCAAUAAAUUCGACGAAGAGUACAUGCACGCCCAUCCGCCAAUUCGAAGCUACUUUGAAAUCGAAAUGUUUAUUGCUUAUGAAUGUAAAUCUUGCAAGCAUGUGAGCAACGCCCCCGACAAAGCAAUAUAUGUUUCGAUUGAUCUCUCGAGCAAAACAAAAGGAACCAUGCAAAGUAUGGUGGACAAGAUGGCCAACCCAAUUCCAGUAGUCGGCAUGAAUUGUAAAAGUUGCGGUCAAGAAACUCUAUGCAGCACAACUCGUUUUACAAAGCUUCCCGAAGUCCUUCUCUAUUUUGUGCCUCGUGUCAAAGACCAACAGCGUGGAAAGGAUAUGACUGUUCUCAACGUCCAGAGACAGCUCAUAUUAAAAGACGAUAACAAUGCUCAUAACUAUGAACUGUGCUCAUUUAUUGCUCAUUGUGGAAAAAACGGCGAUAAUGGUCAUUACAAGUCGUUUGAAGUUGACCGUACAAACGAAUUUCAGUACAACGAAUAUGACGAUGCCAAAGUUGUCCUUGACUCAAAGUUGUCCAGCGACAUCACAAUCGUUCUAGCAAUGUUCCGGAAACAGGAGGCUGUUGCCAAGGAUGCAGCAACAGAUAUAAUUUUUGAUGGUCGUGGUAACAUUGUUUUUGCAAAUGAAAAACACUGUCAGAGUAUCCAAUAGUUCAAUUUUCCUAUUAAGUUAGCUUUAAUUUUAUGUUCUUCUUAGAAACUCAUGCUAAAUUUUUGCACUGUUUUAUCUUUUUAUCCUAUGUUCUGUUUUAAAACUAUCCACUUUUCUUCCAUAUCUCUGACAUCGUUCCCAUUCUUUAACUUUUGGAUCUCUCAUUCUAUAUUUUUAGAGAAUUCCUCCCAUUUCCCGAUUUCACAUUUUCUUCCCAGUAAUUUUGGCAAUUUAUCCUUGCCAUGUUCCGAUUUUCUCGUUUGUUCAAACAUUUUCAAUUUAAUUUCAUUCCCCCAAUUAACCUUUGUUUUGUCAAUUGCACGUGAAUAAAAAUUGUUUCAUUUACAUU